UUAAACAAUGUGUACGAAGAACUCGGCAAUGAGACGUAGCUGGCGAUGAUUUCUAAUGUUGCACUCAGCUUUAUUUGCUGUCUUGAACACACCCCGCUGAGCACCCCGAUAUUGUUCAAGAGGAAUAAUGGCUGCACAGGAGCCGUCUCCACCAUCUUCUCUGGAAGGCAACAAACCGGGCUUCCCGAAGAAAAUUCUCGCCAACAACCUCGAAGACAAGCAUCUGUGCAAUUCAUGCCAGAAGGUGCUGAGGAGGCCUCUGCAGGCUCAAUGCGGUCAUCGCUUCUGCUCGUUCUGUUUCAACAAAAUAGUGAGCUCUGGGCCACAGAAAUGCAGCGCCUGCAUCAAAGAAGAUUUGUUUGAGGAGCCCACCUCUAUUCUCAAGCAAGGUGGUGCUUUCCCUGACAACGCAGCACGGAGAGAAGUGGAGGCUUUGGCAGCCGUCUGUCCGAAUGAAGGAUGCACAUGGACGGGAACUAUCAAAGAAUUUGAGGCGAGCCAUGAGGGCAACUGUGAUUUCAUGAUCAUCCUGUGUCCCUCCUGCAAAGAGCUGAUGAGAGCCAAUGAACAGGAGCGCCACAACGAGAGAGAAUGUCCGGAGAGGACGCUCAACUGCAAAUACUGCAAAGAACCUUUCCUGUUAAAGAACAUAAAGGCUCACGAUGAAAUCUGUCCAAAGUACCCGAUGAUCUGUGAAGGCUGUGCGAAGAAAAAGAUCCCUCGAGAAAAGUAUGUGGACCAUAUUAAGUUCUGCAGUAAAUUUAAAGCACCAUGCAGGUUUCAUGUUGUUGGCUGCGAUACGUCUGUGGAGAAAGAGAAGAUCCAUGACCAUGAGCGGCAGUGUUCUUACGAACACCUCAACCUGCUCCUACAUUUCAUCAUGGGCAUCAAGGUGAGCUUGGAGAGCCUGCAGCCCCAGAGCUUGGAGGUAGCCAGCCACAAACUGCAGGAGCUCCACAUGUCCCUCAGGGACCUAGAGCUGAAGAUGAGCCAGCUGGGUGGUGGUGGGGGUGCAGCUCCCGUGCAGGGUGCAUGUGCCCCGACCUUGUCCACCUCCUUUACCCCGCUGCCCAGUGCCAUGGGAGCCGCUCUCGAGCUGCAGCUCCAGAGUGAGAAGACCAAAGUGGCCGAGCUGAGCCGGCGCUGCCAAGAGCUGGAGCUCAAAGUGAGCACGUUCGAGAACAUCGUCUGCGUCCUCAACCGAGAGAUGGAGCGCUCCUGCGCCACCAUGGAGGCCUACAACCGCCAGCACCGACUGGACCAGGACAAGAUCGAGAUCCUCAACAACAAGGUCCGUCAGCUGGAGAGGACGGUGAGUCUGCGGGACCUGUCCAUCGUGGAGAUGGACGGUAAAAUGAGGGAAAUGUCUGCUGCCACAUAUGACGGCAUCUUUGUCUGGAAGAUCUCCGAUUUCACCAAGAAGAGACAGGACGCCGUGGCUGGCCGCGCCCCUGCUAUGUUCUCUCCUGCCUUUUAUACCAGCAAAUAUGGCUACAAGAUGUGCCUGCGGAUCUACCUGAACGGGGACGGUACGGGCCGCGGCACCCACUUGUCUCUGUUCUUUGUGGUGAUGAGAGGACACAGUGACGCACUCCUCAAGUGGCCUUUUAACCAGAAGGUCACCCUAAUGCUGCUUGACCAGAACAACAGGGAGCACAUCAUCGAUGCCUUCCGGCCCGACAUCUCGUCCUCGUCGUUCCAGAGGCCGGUCAGUGACAUGAACAUUGCCAGCGGAUGUCCACUCUUCUGUCCGCUCUCAAAGCUGGACUCUAAAAACUCCUACAUACGCGACGACACCAUCUUUAUCAAGGCCAUCGUAGACCUCACUGGGCUCUAGUCAAACGACGAGGGCAUGAAUCUAACCCUGCCUUUGGUUGCUAUGGGAGACGACUCAACAGGCUUUGUUUCCUCCAGAAAUGUUCUGCUUCAGGUUUGUGUCGUACUUUUGGGUUUGGGCAGGAGUG
Molecule: messenger RNA, 1964 nt
Organism: Labrus bergylta (ballan wrasse)
Lineage: Eukaryota; Metazoa; Chordata; Actinopteri; Labriformes; Labridae
Product: TNF receptor-associated factor 2-like
Biological process (GO): protein K63-linked ubiquitination; positive regulation of canonical NF-kappaB signal transduction; tumor necrosis factor-mediated signaling pathway
Cellular component (GO): cytoplasmic side of plasma membrane; cytosol
Molecular function (GO): zinc ion binding; tumor necrosis factor receptor binding; ubiquitin-protein transferase activity
Source: RefSeq, a predicted model, not a curated record